This is a messenger RNA of Orcinus orca (killer whale), 7404 nucleotides long. It is a transcript of the gene TYRO3, whose product is annotated as TYRO3 protein tyrosine kinase. Gene Ontology annotation, biological process: phagocytosis; nervous system development; positive regulation of kinase activity. The coding region runs from base 274 to 2955 and encodes 893 amino acids. Gene Ontology annotation, cellular component: signaling receptor complex. Gene Ontology annotation, molecular function: transmembrane receptor protein tyrosine kinase activity; protein binding; ATP binding. The transcript has 19 exons. The record is from RefSeq and is a predicted model, not a curated record. Lineage: Eukaryota; Metazoa; Chordata; Mammalia; Artiodactyla; Delphinidae.
UGGAAGGAGCGCGGUGGCCCAAAAGCGGCCUUGGGACCCCGCGCGGCUGACGGCCGCCGCGGCGACUCGCAGCGGGUGCGGGUCUCGGAGUGCGGGCCGCAGCGCCGCCCCUCGGGCCGGCCCCCGCCCCUCCCUCGGCCCUCCUCCCUCCUCCUCCUCCUCCUUCUUCUCCCUCCUCCUCCACUCCUUCCUCCUCCACUCCCUCCUCCUCCUCCAGUCCCUCCUCCCUGGUCGCUCGCGGGCCGGGCCCGGCAUGGUGCGGGGUCGCCGCCGAUGGCGCUGAGGCGGAGCAUGGGGCGGUCGGGGCUCCCGCCGCUGCCGCCGCCGCCGCCGCCGUCGCCGUCGCCGCUGCUGCUGCUGCUGGCGGGUCUAACCGCUCUGCUGCUCCCCGAGCCCGCGGCCGCAGGCCUGAAGCUCAUGGGAGCCCCAGUGAAGCUGACAGUGUCUCAGGGGCAGCCGGUGAAGCUCAACUGCAGCGUGGAGGGGAUGGAGGAGCCUGAGAUACAGUGGGUGAAGGACGGGGCUGUGGUCCAGAGCGUGGAUCAGGUGUACAUCCCAGUCAGUGAGCAGCACUGGAUUGGCUUCCUCAGCCUGAAGUCAGUGGAGCGCUCUGAUGCGGGCCGGUACUGGUGCCAGGUGGAGGAUGGGGGCGAAACCGAGACCUCCCAGCCAGUGUGGCUCACGGUAGAAGGUGUGCCAUUUUUCACUGUGGAGCCAAAAGAUCUGGCAGUGCCACCCAAUGCCCCUUUCCAACUGUUUUGUGAGGCCGUGGGUCCCCCAGAACCUGUUACCAUUGUCUGGUGGAGAGGAGGCACGAAGGUUGGGGGACCUGCUCCCUCUCCUUCCGUUUUAAAUGUAACAGGGGUGACCCAGAGCACUGUGUUCUCCUGUGAAGCUCACAACGUAAAAGGCCUGGCCUCUUCUCGCCCAGCCACUGUUCGUCUUCAAGCACUGCCUGCAGCCCCCUUCAACAUCACAGUGACGAAGCUCUCCAGCAGCAAUGCUAGUGUGGCCUGGACGCCAGGUGCUGAUGGCCAAGCCCUGCUCCAAUCCUGUACGGUCCAGGUGACUCAGGCCCCAGGAGGCUGGGAGGUCCUGGCUGUUGUGGUCCCUGUGCCACCUUUUACCUGUCUGCUCCGGGACCUGGCACCUGCCACCAACUAUAGCCUCAGGGUUCGCUGUGCCAAUGCCUUGGGGCCUUCUCCAUAUGCUGACUGGGUGCCCUUUCGGACAAAGGGUCUAGCCCCAGCCACUGCUCCCCAGAACCUCCAUGCCAUCCACACAGACUCAGGCCUCAUCCUGGAGUGGGAAGAAGUGAUCCCUGAAGGUCCUUUAGAAGGCCCUCUGGGACCCUAUAAACUGUCCUGGGUUCAAGACAACGGAACCCAGGGUGAGCUGACAGUGGAGGGGACCAGGGCCAACCUGACGGGCUGGGAUCCCCAGAAGGACCUGAUUGUGCGUGUGUGUGUCUCCAGUGCAGUUGGCUGUGGGCCCUGGAGUCAGCCGCUGGUGGUCUCUUCUCAUGCCCAUGCAGGCCGGCGGGGUGCUCCCCACAGCCGCACAUCCUGGGUGCCUGUGGUCCUGGGUGUGCUGACAGCCCUGGUGACGGCUGCUGCCCUGGCCCUCAUCCUGCUUCGAAAGACACGGAAGGAGACACGGUUUGGGCAAGCCUUUGACAGUGUCAUGGCCCGGGGGGAGCCGGCAGUUCAUUUCCGGGCAGCACGAUCCUUCAAUCGGGAAAGGCCCGAGCGCAUCGAGGCCACACUGGACAGCUUGGGCAUCAGUGAUGAGCUGAAGGACAAACUGGAGGAUGUACUCAUCCCAGAGCAGCAGUUCACCCUGGGCCGGAUGUUGGGCAAAGGAGAGUUUGGUUCAGUGAGGGAGGCCCAGUUGAAGCAGGAGGAUGGCUCCUUUGUGAAAGUGGCUGUAAAGAUGCUGAAAGCUGACAUAAUUGCCUCAAGCGACAUUGAAGAGUUCCUCAGGGAAGCGGCUUGCAUGAAGGAGUUUGACCACCCACACGUGGCCAAGCUUGUUGGGGUGAGCCUCCGGAGCAGGGCCAAAGGCCGUCUCCCCACCCCCAUGGUCAUCCUGCCUUUCAUGAAGCACGGGGACCUGCACGCCUUCCUGCUCGCCUCCCGGAUUGGGGAGAACCCCUUUAACCUGCCCCUGCAGACCCUGGUUCGGUUCAUGGUGGACAUUGCCUGUGGCAUGGAGUACCUGAGCUCCCGGAACUUUAUCCACCGAGACCUGGCUGCUCGGAACUGCAUGCUGGCGGAAGACAUGACGGUGUGCGUGGCCGACUUUGGACUCUCCCGGAAGAUCUAUAGUGGGGACUACUAUCGUCAGGGCUGUGCCUCCAAACUGCCCGUCAAGUGGCUGGCCCUGGAGAGCCUGGCUGACAACUUGUAUACUGUGCACAGUGACGUGUGGGCCUUCGGGGUGACCAUGUGGGAGAUCAUGACUCGUGGGCAGACGCCGUAUGCUGGCAUUGAGAACGCUGAGAUUUACAACUACCUCAUCGGCGGGAACCGCCUGAAACAGCCUCCGGAGUGUAUGGAGGACGUGUAUGAGCUCAUGUACCAGUGCUGGAGCGCCGACCCCAAGCAGCGCCCGAGCUUCACAUGUCUGCGAAUGGAGCUGGAGAAUGUCCUGGGCCGCCUGUCUGUGCUAUCCGCCAGCCAGGACCCCUUGUAUAUCAACCUUGAGGGAGCCCAGGAGUCUGCCGAGGGAGGCAACCUGGAGCUGCCUGGCGGAGACCCGGCCAGCAGCGGGACUGGGGAUGGCAGUGGCCUGGGGGCCGUGGGGGGCACCCCCAGUGACUGUCGGUACAUCCUCAGCCCCGGGGGGCUGGCUGAGCGGCCUGGGCAGGAGGAGCAGCAGCCAGACAGCCCCGUCAAUGAGUCCCAGAGGCUGCUGCUGCUGCAGCAAGGGCUACUACCCCACAGUAGCUGUUAGCCCACAGGCAGAGGGCAUCUGGGGCCAUGCGGCUGGCUCUGCUGGCCACUGUGCUGGCUGACUAAGCCCUGCCUGACCCCAGCCCAGGCAGCAAGGUGUGGAGGCUCCUGUGGUAGUCCUCCCAAGCUGUGCUGGAAGGCUGGACUGACCAAAUCACCCAAUCCCAGUGCUUCCUGCAACCACUCUGUGGCUGGCCUGGCAUCAGUUCAGGCCUUGGCUGGGUGGAGGUGGGCCAGGCCUGGUUGUCUAAACCCAGGCAGCUGGCAGAGGGGGUGGUUAUGUUUCCAUGGUUACCAUGGGUGCGGAGAGGAGUUGGGCGAGGGUAGAUCCAACCUUGUGGGCCCCUAGCCUCCUAGCUGAGCUGCCCCUGCUGCUUUAGUGCAUGCAUUGAGGCGUCUCUGGCCUGGGGGCCCAUCUGUGCCUGUGCUUGGGGUUUAAAUGCCCAGGUUUGCCCCUCCUCCCAAAGAGAUACCCUUGUAUUAUUCCCCUCUAGGUGAGAAUUGGUAAGGGAUUGGUACAGUCAGGUCCCAAACCCUGUAGCGGGAGGCAGUGGGACCCUCAGGGCUGAAUCUUCGUCACCUUCCUGGUUACCCACCCUGUCUAGGCCAGGAGUAAAGUGCAGCUGACCAGGUCACAGCAAGGCAUGCUGAAUUACACAGGCUACCAUUUGCCCAGCUUCUAAAGGCAAUGCACUGAGCCCGGCAAGAGCAAGGGCUGCUGUACGGCUUGCCCAGGAAUGAGUGAGGCCAGAGAGGAGCCCAGGAGCCCCUCUUUGAGCCCUCCCGCAGCCUGUCUGAGCAUGCUACCAAAUCCCCAAAUAUCCUAAGACUAACCAAGGCAGCUGUGUCUGAGCCCAAUCCUUCCACGCAGUGUCCUUUAGUGCCAUCUUUCCCUCUAACUGGAGACCCUCUUCUGUCCCAAGUCUCCAGAGAUGGAGAGAAAGUAGGCUUGAUGGCUGGUGUGGCUGAGGGGGAGUUACUGGAGCCUGGACCCCAGCCCUGGUUGGGGGAGCCUCUGGGAGUGCAUGGGGCAGGCCCUUGCUGUUAGGGACUUUUCCAAGCCAUUAGAUGCUGUUUAAAAACAGAAAUAAAUUGAAGACUAAAGACCCAAGACUUGUCUCUUAAAUGUUUACUUUUUUCCCAGAUCACAAAAAUGAAGCAUCUCUGCAUAGAGAAAAGUUUGGAAAGACAUAUGCCAGAAUGUUCACAGCUGUUUUUUGUUUGUUUGUUUGUUUUUGUUUUUUUUGCCUUACGCGGGCCUCUCACUGCUGUGGCCUCUCCCGUCGUGGAACACAGGCUCCAGACGCGCAGGCUCAGUGGCCAUGGCCCACGGGCCCAGCCGCUCUGUGGCAUGCGGGAUCCUCCCGGACCGGGGCACGAACCUUCGUCCCCUGCAUCGGCAGGCCGACUCUCAACCACUGCGCCACCAGGGAAGCCCCACAGCUGUUAUCUUUACCUGAUGUGAUUAAGGGAACUUUUUUUCCUUUGUGUUUUCUAAGUUUUCUUCAUUGAGCACAAAGUGCUCUUGUAAUUACACAAGGUCCCAAAGAAUCUUAUAGUAAAAAUAAUACAUAGUCAUAGAUGAUUAGGAAAAUGCAGAAAGUCAUUUUAAAAAUGCCAAAUACCUGUAAUCCUACCACCACUGACCUUUUGAAAAUGCACGUGUUUUGAAAAAGUUCUUUAUCUUGGAACAAAGACAAAGAGACUACUUUGGCUGCCUCCUAACCCUCUAUCAGACUGUCUGUUGGGUGUGGAGACAGCUCUCACCUUCACAAUGUUACCUGGAGCCAGGAAACUGGGAAUAAGUGGGCAAGGAGAAUGUUGAGCCUCUUGAGGAUUUGAAAUAAGAUCAUGAAGUUUGCUUUCAAGUAUUUCCAUUUGAAAACUUUAGAAGCUUUUAGAGCAAGCUUAUGGGAACAAGACGCAGGAGGCAUGAGAAACAGCCACUCUCUGUGUCGAGGAGUAUGGGAAGACUGUGAGGGACACAGGUAUUGCCCUGCUGGCUGAGGGCAGUGGAAUGGGGCGGGUUCUUCUGAAAGCAAAUAUCCUGAGAAACCUGUUGCUGGCAUUCCAGAUUCUUGUUCCCAUGUGGAUCAUGAGACCUGAAGUAACUUCCAGGGAAGUGGCUUUCAGAAUCUUUCCUUCCUGUGAUUAGCUUUAACUGCAGGUAAUCAUUAUCUGUGAGGUAAUGUUUGGGAAUUAUUGACUUGGAAGUCCUGUACUCUUAAAUAAUUGUCUGCUAUUUUUUUCUUUUUUAAAAUAUUUAUUUAUUUAUUUGGCUGCACCGGGUCUUGGUUGUGGCAUGCGGGAUCUUCGUUGCCACUUGCGGGAUCUGCAGGAUCUUCAGGAUCUUUGUUGAGGCAUGUGGGAUCUUUUAGUCGCAGCAUGUGGGAUCUAGUCCCCUGACCAGGGAUUGAACCCAUGCCCCCUGCUUUGGGAACGCAGAGUCUUAACCAGUGGACCACCAGGGAAGUCCCUAAUUGUCUGCUCUUAAUGGGCUCCUGCUAUUAUGUGCCAGGCACAGUGCCUAGUGCUUCAAGUAUGUUAUCUCAUUUAAUACAGGGAAUAUUCCUAUAAAGUGGGAAUAUAAUUAUCCUCCAAAAGGACAGAAAUGCAGAGUAAGUAACUUGUCUAAGGUUAUGUAACUAAUGAUUUGUUGAUCCAGGCUUGAAACCCACUAAGUAAGAGAGCAGAGCCUGUGCAACUCUCCUACCACUCCAGAGAGCACCCUGAAGUUUCAUUGCGAACAUGUCAUCUUUUGGGUGAAUGCUUGUUGAUAGUAGGCACCUUUAAAAAUGCACAGGAGUUCCAAUAAGUGUGUGUGUGUGUGUGUGACAAAGUAAUCUAUUUAAAUCGGAGAUACCUAUCAGUAAUUAAAUCGGUUUAAGUAAUUUUGCAGCUCAGUCUCUUUUCCCCAAGCACAUUGGACUUUGGCACCUCCAACAGUCAAGGGGCUUGAGGUAGGUGAUAAUAGUGGAAUUUUUAAAAACUUUCUUAUGGAAGUAUAAAACACAUACAAAAAAGUAUACCCAUCAGAAGUGUACAGUUCUUAAGAAUUUUCACAAACAGAUCCAAAUAACCAGUAACCAGGUCAAGAAACAGAAUAUUACCAGCACUCCAGAAGCAAGUCUUGGGCCCUGCCCCAUGUCUGCCCCCUCUCUCCUCUCCAGAGGUAACCUCUAUCCUGACUUCAAACACCAUGGAUUGGUGUAGUUUGUUUUGAAGUUCAUAUAAAUGGAAUCAUGUAGGUUGGAUUAUUUUGUGUUUGCCUUCUUUCACUCAGCAGUGUUUUCCAGAAUCAUCAAGCUGUUGUCGGACCCAAGUUCAUGUGCCUGAUGCACAGUGAGGCCAAGCAAACCAAAAUGGUGAAGUUCGGAGCAGAGAAAGGUUUACUGCAAGGACCCACCAAGGAGAACAGGCAGCUCUUGCCCAAAAAGGCCGAACUCCCCAAUAGUUUUGGGGGAAGAAUUUUGUUUGUUUGUUUCUGUUUGUUUGGCUGUGCCCGCAAGGCUUGUGGGAUCUUAGUUCCCCAACCAGGGAUCAAACCCGUGCCCCCUGCAGUGGAAGCAUGGAGUCCUAACCACUGGAUUGCCAGGGAAUUCCCAAGGGAAGAGUUUUUAUAGACAGAAUUUGUGGGGGAGGGCUGCAGGGUGUGUGACCUUCCUUUGGUUGGUGGUGAGGUAACAGGGUGGUGUUCUGAUUCUAACCAGUCUGGGUCCACGUGCUCUGCCUGAAGUUACCGUCCUCCACAUGGGUGGAGGCCUUAGUUCCUGUAGAAGGGCUUGGAGAUUUUUAUCAGUUAUGUAUAUCCCUUGAGAAGGAACCAGGUACCUGCCCCAUUGUUUCUUGACUGCCUUUCUUUGUUUCUGCAUUCCCUCAUUUCCCUAAUUAGUAACUGCUUGAAUCUGCCCUUUGGAGUUCAGGGAAGGCCUAGGAAGCUGAAGCCUUUUUCCUGCAAACCAGAAAUGGGGGGACACAAAAAGGCUUUUGUACACAGGAGUGCCCCCACAGGGUCCUGCUCGGUUUCAGAGCCACAACAAUUUGGAGAGGUGGGGGUCAAAGAGAAGAGAUGAGUAGAACAGUGUUUUUGUUUUGUUUUGUAUAUCUUUGUUUUUUAUUAUGUCCUCUGGCUCAGUGCUCCUCGUUCCUCAAACAAGAUGCCACAGUCAAAUUACCUGAGAAUCUUGUUGAAAAUAAAGAUUCUGAUUCGGUAGGUGUGGGGUGGGACCUGAGAUUCUGCAUUUCUAACAAAUUCCAAGGUGAUGCUGAUGCUGCUGGCCUGAGGACCACACUUUGAGGUGCAAGCACUACACUGCAUCAAUAAUUUGAAAGCGUGCAGCAGUGCUUGAAAAAUCAUUCAAUGACUGCAAUAUAUAAUUUCAGCAUAAUAACAUUAAUGGAAAAGAUUGGAACAUAAUUUGUCUUAUAAAAUUUGAUUUCUUUUUCUUUA